Messenger RNA from Caretta caretta (loggerhead turtle), 1513 nucleotides. RefSeq names its product zDHHC palmitoyltransferase 19 (gene ZDHHC19). The record is from RefSeq and is a predicted model, not a curated record. Gene Ontology annotation, molecular function: protein-cysteine S-palmitoyltransferase activity. Gene Ontology annotation, cellular component: Golgi apparatus; endoplasmic reticulum. Lineage: Eukaryota; Metazoa; Chordata; Testudines; Cheloniidae. Gene Ontology annotation, biological process: peptidyl-L-cysteine S-palmitoylation; protein targeting to membrane.
ACUCCGCCACGGCAUCUAUCCCGACAGCUGGGGCAGGGCCGUCCACUCCUGCUAGGGAUGGGCCGCAGCAGAGAGGACACGAACCCUGGCACCCGAAACCAGAUCAGUCCUUCCCUGAGGGUCAGAAAACUCUGGGACCCGUCCCCCGUGUUAUUUUCACUGGGUCCGACUCCACGGCACCUGGGGGCACUCCUCCCCCCCCGCUCCACAGACGUGUACUCGUGUUUUGUCGGUGCGACGUGGGCUCAAAGCCCAGCCCCACCCCCAGGCAGGAGGGGCCGAGCGGGAAUGUCUGCAUGGCUGGCGUGAGCACACGUCCGUGGACCCUGGGGCAGUGGAGACUCGCCCACGGCAGCCUCUGGCCAGCAGAAGAGCCCCAAGAGCUGCCAGCCUCAGUGCUCGUGGGCUGGCCGGGAAUUUCCCCCCCAGCAGGAGCGGACAGAUGCAGCUGGCUGGCCGUCCACGUGUCCCUGGCUUUCCCCCUGGUCGCAGGCAUCCUUUUCAUCCCAGCCGUGGCCAACCUCCUGCUGGCCAGCUUCACGGACCCUGGGAUCCUUCACCGAGGGGCCGAGGGCCGGGCCGAGUUAGUGAUCCGGGCGCUUCGGGUCAAGGAGAGCCGCUUCGACCUGCACUGGUGCCGGAAGUGUCACUACUACUGCCCGCCACGGACCUUCCACUGCCCCUGCUGCAACGUCUGCGUGGAGGAGUUCGACCACCACUGUAAGUGGCUGAACAACUGCAUUGGCUGCCGCAACUUCCGCUUCUUCUUCCUGUUCGUGGCCUUCCUGUGCAGCUACAACGUGGUGAUUCUGGCUUCAUGCAUCACCUACCUGGUGCUCAACUUCCACCAGGCCUACGGCGCCGAAAAGAUCUGUGCCAUCAUGGUGACCAUCCCGGCCACUCUCUACCUGCUGCCCCUCCUGAUCCUGGUGGGAUCCCAGGCCAGUUUCAUCACUCUGGCUAAACGCACCUAUGAGCUCAAGCUUCGCGAGGCGGGCAGAGCGAAUCCCUUCGACCUGGGAUGGGCCAGGAACUGGUACGCGGCCCUGUGUGCCCCACAGGGACCAAAGUACAUGGUUCGAGCCGCCAAACCAAAGGCAGCGACCUGCAGAAGCAGGAAGGCAUCUGUGGCCCGGCUCCUUCCCCAGAUGUCACGUCUGAACACAGCAUCUGCUGGACUCUCAUCCCACCACUGCCCCCAGGACGUGCCUGGCCAGGGGAGAGCAGCCAAGGCUGACGCCAAGAGGACCUGGUGCCCGGCAAGCCCAGAGAGGAAGGCGAACACGGCGAUGAGAGUCCCAGGCAUGGCUGAGUGGCCAGCGAUGGCGGAUGGUGGAGGAGGUGCGCACUGGAAAUCCCAAAUACACAUCAGCAGCAGAGUGGUCUCGCCCACGGCCGCGCUCCUUUCAGUGUCUGAAAUUUAAAGGGACCCCUGAUGGCAGCUCCUUGUAUUCCAGGUACAAAGGUUCCCCAAGAGAAAACCCUGGACAAACUGAUGAAUAAAGUUUCUAUC